AUGGAAAGUAUACGAAAUGCUGCUCGUGGUAUACUUUACAAUCUUGAUAAAGUAAUUGAUGGUACCAAUAGAGAAGCGGAAGAUAGUGGAAAUCAAUUUAACACGAUACAGACAGUUAUUAGUUCUACCGACAAGCCAUCCAUCAUGAUCAGCUAUUGUCAUGAAAACAAAGAGUUUUGUGGUAAACUUCUUGAACUAUUGUCAACUCAUCGUGAUGAAUUCGAUGUAUGGAUUGAUCAAACUCACUGUCAGUCGGCCAGCGAUCUAUGGGAAGUGAUUGCUUAUGGAAUGGAACAAGCUCAUGUUAUUGUGUGUCUUGUUUCUAAUCAUUAUUAUGAGAGUAAAUCGUGUCGUCGAGAGUUUACAUAUGCUGUAGAAACACUUAAGAAACCUAUUGUACCUGUACUGCUGGAAGACAUUGAACCUAAAGGAUGGUUGGGUAAGUUGAUUAUCAUCUUCGCAUGUUCCUGCUUGAAAAAAACGAAUAAAUUCUAA
Molecule: messenger RNA, 495 nt
Organism: Rotaria sp. Silwood1
Lineage: Eukaryota; Metazoa; Rotifera; Eurotatoria; Philodinida; Philodinidae
Source: the annotation of a GenBank genome assembly